GCACAGAACGGGAGCUCCGCAUACGGAGACGGAAACUCGUGGUUUUUUCCCACUCUCCUCCCUUCCUUGGUUACGAAAAGGAAAAAAAAAAAGCGCAGGCGGGAGAAACUGGAAGGCGCGUCCAGAAGGGAGCUACAGUAGAGCGGCGAUUGCCUGCGGUUUCACCCCCUGACUAGCGUAUUCCAUUUGGUGGAACUGCACUUCUGCAGUUUUUUGGGGUCAUGGACCAAUAUGAAGAUGUGUCAGACUGUGAAGUGGAUCACUCCUUCUUCGACAGUGAUUUUGAAGGAGAGGUUAAGAAAGAUGGAACCACAACGGAAUCAGCCAAGACAGAAAACAUUGAGCACGCACAAACAGAUGGUAAAAGUUUAAGUAAGCCUGACUUAAAGGUGGAAACUGUAGUAGAGGGAGUCUGUACUGAUGAAGAAAAGCGUGAGAAAGAGACAGAAGCUCAGACAGAGUGUACCUUAGACAAUGGUGCUGAUGAGAACGCUUUACCCUUAUUAGCGUCCCUCAAUUCAGAAAAUGCAAGUACACCUAGUAGAACUUCAGCUCAAGUUCAAAUAAUGCAUGAAGAAAGCAUUCCAACUCAAAUUCCCAAAAUAGUUAGAGAACGUGAAGAAAAUUACUAUACGGAUGAAGAAGAUAGUAGUGAUGACAACAGAAACCAGAAGGUUAGACUUAAGUUGUCUAAGCCGUCUAGUAGCUCCAAGACUGUCAAGAAAACCACAGUCAGCACUUCUUCUUCCUCUUCCUGUAGCUCUGAUAUGGAUUGUUCUGACACUGAUUCUGAUAGUUGCUUGUCAGAUUCCUCUUGCUCUUCUUCAAAAAAGAAGACUGUAGGUAGCUUUACACUUCUUUCUCCAAGACAAAAAUCGAAGCCUGGGAUAAAGGCAGUAGAAGUAAAACCAAAGCUGGGUGACUGUGCAGAGGAGUCUGAAGACACAGUGACUGAUGUCACUCCUCUGUCGACACCCGACAUCAGUCCUAUCCAGUCUUUUGAACUUGCAGCAUCCAAUGACAAGAAACUAAAGGUAAAAAGACAAGAAAAUGUGAGCCAGGAUUUAUAUGAACCUGAGAAGGAUCACAGAUGUCAUCAAAAGGUCUUGCAUGAGGCUGUGGACCUGAAUCAUCUCUUGAAAGCUUUUCUGCAGCUGGAAAAAAACGAACAACAGAAGCUGGUCUCGGAUCAGUCUUCUAUAGGAUCAAGGAAAAACUUCUCUUUCACAAAUGACGAAGUACGAGAAAUUGAUCAGGAAAACCAACGGCUGUUAAAAGAAUUAGCAAAACAUUCUGGAAAGCCCAGGAGCAAAAGUGCCUCUCUGAAGAAACCUUCAGGCCCAGCACCUAAGCUGUACCACAGUGCCAUCAACAGGCAAAAGGAACAGCAGAGGAUUGACAGAGAGAAUCUGGCUUUUUUGAAGAGACUUGAAGCAGUGAAGCCAACAGUUGGGAUGAAGCGCUCAGAGCAGUUGAUGGACUACCAGCGCCAGAUGAGCUAUCUUAAUGCUGCUCCUUCAGCCCCAAGGCGAGGAAAAUCUGCUUUAAGCCACCACAGCCCUUCUAGAGGUGCCUCACGCACAUCCAGUCACAGUGCAUCCAGUACGGCAAGCCGAAGGAGUGAAAGACCAGUGUUUGACUCCUCCAGGGGAGGCCUGCAGCGGCUGAACUCUGCUAAUGUUCAUGCGGCAUGGCUAUAAGUUAUUUGCACUCCAUCACCAGAUCUCUAAUUCCAGUGUUUCUGCAGAUUGCUGUAAUUCUUGCAAAAGUAUUGUCAUAGUCAUUGUUUGGUGGUUAAAAAGUCACUGUAAAGUGAUAAUAAAUGUGAAUGGGUACUAAACUGAAUUUUGAGCAGGCAAAAUCUCUGUUGGAUGAUAUCUUCCCAGUCUGUAUUUCCUGUAACAGAAUACAUUUAUUUGCACAGCAGAACUGUCAGAUAAAUACUGUAAAUAUUUUUCAUUAAAUCUCCAAUGACGUUUAGGUUUUGAAAAGUGGAGGAGCUGAAUAGCUGCAGUUCUGGACCAGAGGUAUUCAAAAACUACUUUUCAACUUUAAAGUUACAAUAAAAAACUUUGUUUCAUUUUGAUUUCUUACAUUGUAGCUGAUAUUUUUAAUUCAACAUAUUGAGACUUAUAUCACAAGUGUCAAAUAUGGCAUUUCACAAGGUUUUAUGGAAACAGGAGAGGUAACGUGUGCUAUUGGAAUAAUCUCUUGUUAUUUGUAAACUCUUAAAUGGUAGUUCAUAAGUGAAAGAUGCAGAGCAUGAACCAAGUCCUUCUAGCAAACUUUUGUAAGCUUCUUCAGAUCUGUAUUCCAAGAAGUAAUUUUCAUUUUUGAUCUGAUCUCCUUGUUUAAUAUUUAAUCAUUGCAGUGUUGCCACUGUGCCGGAUUUUAUCAAUGGUCUGCUGUAAUAACUGCAGUGUUCAGUAAAGAAGUUUUCCCUUUUGUGGAUUGAAUUAUCAUCUCUAAUAAUACUUUAAUGUCUGAUUAAUAAGCAUUUAAACAAUGAUGUGGAAAAGAAUGGUCUUCCUGAAACAAACUCUUUGUGGACUUGUAGCAUGACCUGUGGACAGCUUUGCCAAUCUAAUGUGUUUGCAUCGUUAUGCUGAUUGAAUCGUUAUGCUGAUUGAAUUGUUUUUAAAAUUGUCUCUUGAAUGGAACACAAGCAGCAGUUUUGUGGAUGCACUUUUUAACUGUAAGCACUUUCUAAAAAACACUUCCUUUCCUUUGAUAAAAUCUGUUACUUCCUUGAGAACAACAGUGUGUGCUAGGAGAGCCUUAUCUUAAAGUUCUGUUUGAUUGUUUAUGGGCAACAUGAAUUUUGUAUGUGAUUUCUUUUUAAAGCUUUAAGUAAAAUGUUUAAUUGAAUUAUAUCUGUACUCAGUACUGAGCUGCCUUUCUGUAAUUUAUCCAAGUAUCAUAAACAAAAUGAAAUAUA
Messenger RNA from Heteronotia binoei (common prickly gecko), 2938 nucleotides. RefSeq names its product cilia and flagella associated protein 97 (gene CFAP97). Gene Ontology annotation, biological process: spermatogenesis. The record is from RefSeq and is a predicted model, not a curated record. The transcript is spliced from 6 exons. Lineage: Eukaryota; Metazoa; Chordata; Lepidosauria; Squamata; Gekkonidae. Bases 222 to 1700 code for a protein of 492 amino acids.